Molecule: messenger RNA, 7390 nt
Organism: Electrophorus electricus (electric eel)
Lineage: Eukaryota; Metazoa; Chordata; Actinopteri; Gymnotiformes; Gymnotidae
Gene: dlc1
Product: DLC1 Rho GTPase activating protein
Biological process (GO): signal transduction; actin cytoskeleton organization; regulation of Rho protein signal transduction
Cellular component (GO): membrane raft; focal adhesion
Molecular function (GO): GTPase activator activity; protein binding; lipid binding
Source: RefSeq, a predicted model, not a curated record
UCCAGAGGAAGCACAGAACUCUGGGAAACCUGUGGGAGGACAUCAAGCAGAAAGAGUAGAGGAUAAACAGAUGACACUGAAAAGACAGAGUAAGCGAGAGAAAGCGAGGGAGUGAGGGAGAGAAAGAGAAGGAGUGAGAGAGACGAGGGAUGACUGAGUAGUCUGGGAAACUGUCGGCGCUGAGCGUCUGGAGUUUUAACGCAAGUGAGAGCGCAGCCCGUGAUGUCGCGGUCCAGAUGAGCACACGCGGCAGGCCGGCGUUCCCCCACCUUCUGCUCGCCUCUCGCCUCCCCUCACCGUCCCGCAAGCAGCCUAGGACCCCCGCCUCCGAGGGCAGGAGAGGGGGCACGCACCUGGACACACAGCUCGACGUGUGGAGGCGACCCGGCAGAGCAGAGACGACAUAGCUCGCAGACCCGGCAACCUGGCGCUGGUCUCCUAGCGGAAACGUUACGAACCGAAAGAGAGACGCCAUGAGCCGCACAGGGCCGUGAUGAGAUUCCUGCCUGUCCUGAAGAGACUCCAGCCUGUUGUGACUCCAGCCUCCUGCCCAUCCUGAAGAGACUCCAGCCUGUUGUGGAGAGCUUCCUGCCCAUCCUGAAGAGAUUCCAGCCUGUCGUGGAGAGAUUCACGCCUGACCUGAAGAGACUCCAGCGAUACUGGCUUGAGCGAUGUGGUAUAUAUUUGUACGACCCUCACUGUAGUUUUGACAUCUUCCUAGCGAGCCGUACUGAAGGAUCCAAACUGCAACUCUGGAAUCGUGGCGGUUGGAAUCUGAAACCCCAUCCCCCUAGUCCCUCUGUGUCAUUUUUCGGACCCCCGUGCUCGCCACCGGGUCGCCUCGGAUGUCAAACCUGGUUUUUUCAAGGCAAUCACAUGAACGGCAUCCUUGUGACCCUCCAGCCAGCGAUGGAGUCGUAGGGAACCAGUGGCCCCUGCAGACACGUGACCUCGGCGACCCGAAUUGACCCCGGAACAGGGCCAGCUGUGUCAUUUGAAGGGGUGAGCUCACCACCUGCCGGAGACUGUGGGUAACGGGCGGCGACGUCGCCGCAGCCGGACAUGUUGGACUACGGCGAGACAUAAAGAGGCAGCUGAAGAGAAAGAGAAGAGAAACAAGAGAAAGAGAACAGAAGAGAAGAGAAGAGAAAGAGAAGAGAAGGAUCGCUGAAGGGCCGUAUGGGAUAGCUGAGGUCGCCAUGCCUGUCGCCCUACGGAAGCGGAGCUGGGAAGACCACGUCACCCCGCACUGGGGAACACGGUACAGCUACGACGACCUCGACCUGAUCUGCUGGCACGGCGUCGUGGACGGUGGAGGCCCGUCCACCGGGCCGAGGGAGAGGUGCGCGUCCAUGCCGGAGUGUCGGCGGCGACGGCCAGCGGUCGGGAGCCGCACCGAGGCGGGUGGCGAUGACGACGAAGGGGCUGUUGGUGACAACGGGUCUUGGAGAGAGAGGACAUUCUCUUGUGGACUUACCGGGACAACGGGCCAAAGCGGAAAUAAAGAAACAGGAAAUGUCUCUGGGGCAGAAUCUUUGCCCACAAUGACUGACCAGGACAUGCACCAAUCAGCAGAGAGCUCUGCCGGACAUGGCUCUGUGGGCAGCCUGUCGGCGUCCACGUCUAAUGACAUUCCCGGUGAGGGCCACAGGAAUGGGACUGAGAUGGAGGAUGAAUGGCCUUUUCCUGACACUCUUCCCACCUCUGAACCCUCAUCUCCAAACGUUGAGGGUUGUGGAACGGACGGGACACGGCCCGACAUUGGCUCCGCAGACAGGGCUGAAGCCAGCGGCACCGAGCCCAUCCCGGAAGAGAGCGUGGUCAUCAGAGCACAAGGAAGUCCAGAGACAAAACUGACCAAACUGGGGGACAGUGAAGAUGACCAUGUCGGCGGUCCUGUGGACGCCGCUGGUGCAGAUGCAGACCUGACUGGAGAAGACCGGAGCUCUGAGCAUCUAGAUCCCAGUCAGGUUUCCAAGACCUCUGUUGCUCCGGAUGUUAGCUUUCCAAACCCCGCUGCUCAGAGCAGUGGUGUGGCGUGUCAUUCGCGGAAUGUUGACCGGCUAGACGCUGGUGGCCCGCUUGCAAAGACUCGUGACUUCGGAGCAUCCAGUGACCAUGAAGCUCCUCCAUGCUUAUCCGGGAGUGACCCUAAGCUGAACCCAAUCCUCGAGAUAUCUUUGACUGAGUCUGAGGAGGAAGCCCCUGGUCAUGUGAUGGCAGUGGCAUUCCUGGAACCUGAGGGCAUCAGAAAUGGCGCGGCGGCGAUGCACACACCACAGGGCUCAUCGGGGCUGCUUGCUGAGCAAGGACUUCUGGGAAAUUCCCAAAACAACAAAGUGGCCGAGCUCACUCCAGUCUGGGAGUCUUUAUUGGAUUGUGCCUCAGAAACUGUCCAAUCGGAUGCACCUGGUCAUCAGGCAACUCCAAAUAUGGACAGGAGUGAUGAGGUUGAGAGAAACAAACCUCAAGAAUCCCCCGUCCGACUAUGGGCACGGAAGAGCUCGCGAGAGGAGCGGGAGAUGGCGCGGUGUCGUCUGGACUCCAUGGUGCUGCUGAUUAUGAAGCUUGACCAGCUAGACCAGGAGAUCGAGAGUGCUCUUAGCUCCGCCCCCUCCCAUGACGGCACGCCCACCCUGAAGAGGCGAAUCAUCUCGCAAGCAGACGUGGCGUCCCUGGACGGGGACGGAAGUCCGUCUGGCUCCGCACACUCUCUGAACACCCAUCAUCAUCAUCAUCAUCAGCCUUCAUCAUCACAGUCCUCCACCGAGCUGGGCGGAGCCAAACCGGGGAUGGCGACCUGCGCUGCAUUCUCCAGGACAGACAGAGCAGAGACAGAGGCGAAGGAGGCAUGCUCUUGGUUAAGAGCAGCUGGCUUCCCCCAAUAUGCACAACUCUACGAAGAUGGUGAAUUUCCAAUUGAGAUCCCGUCAGUCACAAGAGACCACGACUUUCUGGAUCGAGAUGCCAUUGAAGCACUUUGCAGGAGGCUGAACACUCUCAAUAAGUGUGCCCUGAUGAGACUAGAGAUCACUCCUCAGAGGAAGAGAAGCGAAGACUCAGACGAGGAUGAGCCGUGCGCCAUCAGCGGCCGCUGGACCUUCCAGCGGGAGAGCAAGCGAUGGUCCCGUCUGGACCUGGACGUCUUCUACCCGCCUGCAGGGGGCGCCGCGCCAGACCAGGAGUGCCUGGUCCGGGAUGGGCUCGGCACCAGUGCCGAGAGCGUGCUGACGGAUGUCAGCGAGUGCCCAGAUGGCGGGUCCUCGCGCGGGGGUGGUUCUCGCUCGGCCCCGCCCCCGCCGGCUCAGCGGCCAGUGUCUGCUCUUCGGGGACGUCGGACGGCCCCCCCCUCGCCGCCGGCGCUCGGCCACUUCCCGUUCGAAGCCGGCAGCGUGCCGGCGGGAGGGGGUGGAGCUAAGAGCACACGUUCCAGGGCCAAGAGCUUCUUGAAACGCAUGGAGAGCCUCCGACUGCGUAGCAGCUCCGGCGUGGCGGGGGCGGGCCGGCGGAGGAGGACGGGCUUGGCUGGCGCCGGCCGGCCCGAGAUCAGCGCCCCCGAGCCCAAGGAGGGUCUGGACGAGGAUGCGCUGCGGCGCUUCAACUGCGUGGACAUCGAGGGGCAGGGCCGGGCCACCUGCUACUCCACGCAGACCAGCAGCGGGAGCGCAGGCAGCAGCCAAUCAGAGACCAGCAGCGGCAGCGCCGUGAGCACGCCCAGUCCGGUCAGCAGGGCGCGGAGCCACAGCGCGGCGGCCGGCGCCGCCAAGCGGGCCGGGAUGUACCUGGAGGGGUUCGACCCGUUCAGCUUGGUCCUGGUGCAAGAGGGCGUCGGCCUGGACAACCGGAGGCGGGGGAGGAGGGCGGAGCCGAGCACGACGGCCGAGAACAACCAGCGAAACCUCUGCUGGCCAGACGAGCAGCAGGGGGUAGAUGAGGCCCAGGGGCAGGGGCAGGAGGGCAGGGUUAUAUACUUCUACCUGCCCGAGGGGCACAAACCCGGCACCUUCCCCAAAGCCCUCGCCGACAGUGGGCCCUGUUGCCGUGGCGACGGCACAGACUACCGCGUGCCACGCCGAGUCUCGUCCACUUCACUGGACAGCCGGUUGAGUUUCUAUGACAAUGUACCCUUCCCUGAAAUGGGAGGUGAGGAGGAGGAGGAGGAGGAGGAGGAGCCACAGGGUGUGGGGGAGGAGCCUAAGAUAGGGGAGGUACUGGACAGGGGGAGGGGCUUGCGGCAGCUGGUCAGUGCCUGGUCCUCGAGAGGCCGCGAGGAGGAGGACGAGGAAGGCGACUCUGACUCUGCUCUGGACUCGGCGUCGCCAUGUCCGUCGUCGCCGUUACAGAACCGCCUGGAGGAGGAGAACGCCAGCGAUCCGGAGAGCACCGGCAACGCCACACGAGACAGACGGGACUCCGGCAUGGGGCCGUCACUCACGCUCAACAAUAGGCCACAGAAACUGCGCUGGCCCAGUUUCCAGAGUUCACACAGGCCCAGUGGGUCGUCCUCUCACCUGCAGGUGGGCUGCCAGUCCGUGCAGCAGAUGAACCUCCUGCGUAAGUACAGCCUGCUGAAGAUCACCGCCCUGCUGGAGAAACACACGCCCGCCAGCAAACAUGGCUUCAGCUGGGCUGUGCCCAAGUUCAUGAAGCGGAUGAAGGUGCGUGACAUGCGGGGCCGGAGUGUGUUUGGUGUUCCCCUGCAGGUGAACGUGCAACGGAGUGGACAGCCGCUCCCUCAGGGCAUCCAGCACGCCAUGCGCUACCUCCGCCAGCAGUGCCUGGACCAGGUGGGGCUGUUCAGGAAGUCAGGGGUUAAAUCUCGCAUCCAGGCUCUCCGCCAGAUGAACGAAUCAUGUGGCACCGAUGGGGGUGGGGUCAGCUACGAGGGCCAAUCAGCUUACGAUGUGGCAGACAUGCUGAAGCAGUAUUUCAGAGACCUGCCAGAACCUCUGCUCACCAGCAAACUGUCCGAUACCUUCCUACAGAUUUACCAGUUCGUGCCCAAGGAGCUGAGAUUGCAGGCCGUGCGCGCCGCCGUCCUGCUCCUGCCUGACGAUAAGCGCGAGGUGCUCCAGACCCUGCUCUGCUUCCUCGGUGACGUGACAGCCAACGCCUCCGAGAACCAGAUGACCUGCACCAACCUGGCUGUGUGCCUGGCUCCAUCGCUGUUCCACCUCAACACCGCCCGCAGGGAUGCCUCCUCGCCCAGGGUGAUGAGUCGGAAGAACGCUCUGGGUAAACCAGACCAGAAAGACCUGAAUGAAAACCUCGCAGCGACACACUGCUUAGCACAUAUGAUCCAGGAGUGCAGGAAACUGUUCCAGAUCCCGGAGGAGUUGUCGUGCUGCAGGAAGUCCUACAUGGAGCAGUCCCUGAGCCCCUGCCGCAUGGAGGACCUGUUGGAGGUCCACGGCUCCCGUGGCUACAGGGGCCUGGUCCAGGAGAGCCUGGACGCUCUGCUGAAGGAGGCCAAAGACCGCUUCAGGGGCUACGACAGCUGCUCCACCCACGAGCACGCCAUUGAGCUGGCCUACAAGAAGGUUCAUGAUGGUUGGAGCCUGCGGCAGUGGAAGGUGUGCACGGAGGUAGGGGCGGGGCCUGAAGACGUCCUGCGGCGGAUCGCUGGUGAGCAGAGCAGCUGGGAUGAGGACCUGCUGGAGAGCAGGGUGGUGGAGAGCCUAGAACAUUCCGCUGAUGUCUACCAGUACGUCCGCAACAGCAUGGCCCCCCACCCACCUAUGGACCAUGUAGUGCUCAGGUUGUGGGUGACGGAUCUUGCCAAAGGGGCGUGUGCGCUGGUGUGUGUAUCGGUGGACCACGAGGGAGCUGCAGUGUUGGGCGUGCGUGCCAAUGUGCUGACAUCACGCUAUUACAUCGAGCCCUGUGGACCAAACAAGAGUCGCAUCACACACAUCUCCAGAAUAGACUAUAGGGGGCGCUGUCCAGAGUGGUACAAUAAGAUGUAUGGCCAUCUGUGUGCAUCUGAACUGGUGCGAAUACGAGACUCCUUCAUAUGCCCGUUAGAUAAAUAACCCCCCCUACCACACACACAUACCUGGAGUGAUCGUUUGGAAGGACUGAUUCUCUAGGGGAGGAUGAGGAAGGUGAUGAAGAUUAAUUCUCUAAUUCACAGACACACUUUACGCGCUGUCACACAUGGAAAGACAGUGACUGCACACGCAUACAACAAGCUACAAAGGCCAAAAAAGGUCAAAGGUUUGACCGCUGCUUAGCCUACCAGGACAAAAGGUCACGUGAUGGCCCUGAAAUACUGGAACAGACAUGCCUGCUGCUGUGACAUCAUCGUCUGUGAUGUCAUGAUGUGUGACCUCAUUUGUGAUGAUGUCACGGGGAGGGGGGAGGGACUUGAACGGGGGAGUGCUCUACUGCUUCUGAGAAGCAAGGUGUGUGUGUGUGUGUGUGUGUGUGUGUGUGUGUGUGUGUGUGAGACAUAUUUACCACACACUUGCACCCUACUGCAAAAAUAGUAUCUAUGCCUGUGUGUGUGUGAGAAAGAGAGAGAAAGAGAGAGAGAGAGAGAGGAAAACAUAGUUUGAAUGUGUUUCAAUAUUAGUCAGAUAUGUCUAUAUCUGCAUAGUUAUGUUCACGAAAUCCACAGAUGGAGAGAUGGAUAGUUGGACUGAUGGACAGAUGUUUGGAUGGAUGGAUGGAUGGAUGUCUGCAUGUAGAGAAGAGAUAUAGACAUGAAAGAUGUCUAAAACAUGAGAUGGUUGGGGGGGGGGGGGUCACCCGUCACCAGGGCGAUGGGAAAGAAAGCUCACGGCGGUUGUAUGGAAUCCGGGAGCUGAGCACCAGUAGCACAACGGCCCGGAGCUGGCCUGACCCCUUACCCCUGAGACGAGGACGGAUCCCAGUCGCCGUUCUCUUGGCCAUGCGCCGCACUGUCUGCGUGUCGAGUGUGGGCGAUAAAGAGGGAUCGAGAAGGUCACACCACGGAAGACGGACGCAAGGAGAGGACGUUGCGUCGGACCGUUGAGGGACAGAGAGGGACUUUAUUCUCCCAUUUGACAGUGUUCACCUGAAAUGAAGUAAAACUCCUGAAGAGUCACAAACAGUUUUCCGUCGCAUCCGUAAACAGGCCGCGUGGAGAUUCGUUCCUCGGGGCCUUCGGAAGGAGUGCCGGCGCCGUCGUCCCACCUCGCGACGCAGAUCCGCGUCCGAAACCGAGGGAAAGUUAAGACAACGCAUGACAAUGAACGUUAAUUUAAGCCCUUGUGUAUUGAAAGCACAAAUAUAUUGUUUUUAGUAUGUAUCUUAUUAUAUUGUAAAUGUUACCCAUAUGUUUUAUCUUUUUUAUUAUUAAUAUUAUUUCUGUACAGAUUAAUCACAAUCUAAGUGCACUACUAAAGGUAUUAAAAUUUUAAAAUGG